AAUAUAAAACAAGUGAGCUCUAUCAAAGGCUCGACACCAAAUAAUUUCUAGAAAAUAUUUAUAGCGAUAUUUUGAGCGUUUAUAGUUUCGUGAAAACAGUGAUAAUACAACAAACAGUGCAUGCAGGGAAAAUAUGUUGUUCUGUAGGGUGAAACGAGGUACGAGUGUGUUAAACGAAGACAGAUACGAUGAUGAAAUCGAUGAAAAGAGGCGAUCGGGGAUUAUUUCGAAAUCCAUCGGCACGGCCACGUAUGAAGUGGAAACAGCUGAUGUAAAAACUUAUCCGAAAACUAAAGAGGAAGAAAAUCAGAUUAGGGCUGCAUUGGAACAAAACGAAUUCCUAUCAAAUGUACUCAAAAAUGACCGAUACCAGAGGUUUAUUGACUGCAUGUUUAAGGAAAAGGUGCAUUUAGGGGAAGAGCUUAUUAAAGAGGGUGAUUUUGGAGCUCACGUGUAUAUUUCACGCACAGGUACAUAUGAAAUAUUAAUCCAAAACCAAAGUAUUACCACAUUCAAUGACGUCAGAGUAUUUGGAGAGCUGGCGAUUCUUUAUUCAGCCAAACGCCAUGCUUCUAUCAGAGCAGUCGACGAUAACUGUUCCGUGUGGGUUUUAGAUUGUAAGACCUUUAAGAUACUCAACAUUAAAACGGCUUUAGAGGAACAAGAAGAAAUUGCAUCUUUUCUGCAAAAUGUACCUGAAUUAGGUACUGCUCCCAUUGAAAAGUUGUACCAAGUGGCGAAUCUCUUAGAGUUAGAAUUUUUUAAAAGUGGUACUGAAAUUAUUAAACAGUGCGAGCUAGGCAAUAAGUUUUAUAUUAUUCGAGCUGGGACAGUUACUGUAGAAAAAGAUAAUGAAAAAAUAACAGAACUGUCUAGGGGAAGAUACUUCGGAGAAGUAGCCCUCUUGAAGGAUGAAUUUAGACAAGCCACAGUAAGAGCUGAUCCUCCCGGUGUUGAAUGUUUAACCCUAACCAGGGAACACUUUAUAGAGCAUUUCGGCAACAUUCAUGAGUUCGUAAGGCUAAAGAGUGAGCCUUACACAGCCACGGAGAAACUAUCAGACAUUCCAAAUAUAAAUUUGGACGAAUUCAAUGUUUUACAGACCUUGGGGCUGGGAGCGUAUGGAAGAGUACAGCUGAUUCAACAUAAUCGACAGAAAAGUCUGGUCUUUGCCCUGAAGUAUAUCAAAAAGUCAGAAAUUCGGAAGAAAACACACCAAGAACAAGUGUAUAAUGAAAAAAAUUUGCAUUCUUCCUGCAAUUCUCCUUUUAUAACUAAAAUGUACAGAAGCUUCAAAACUAGCAAAUAUAUUUAUUUUAUAUUGGAAGUUGGACUGGGAGGCGAUCUUUGGAGUUUGCUGCAUUCCCAAAAAUUAAAGAGGUUUGAUGAAGACAAAGCCAAGUUUUAUGCAGGUUGUGUUUUGGAAGGCCUAAGCUAUCUCCAUGCCCUUGGAAUAAUUUACAGGGAUUUAAAACCAGAAAAUAUUAUUGUGCAUCAUAAUGGAUACAUAAAGUUAGCAGACUUUGGUUUCGCCAAAAGGACUGAUGCUAAAGAGAAGACAUUUACUUUUGUAGGUACUGCGGAAUACGUAGCCCCAGAGAUAAUCCUGAGCAAAGGUUACAAUAGAGCUGUGGACUACUGGGCCUAUGGAGUAUUCGUUUACGAACUUCUUGUAGGUAAAACGCCUUUCAGAACCAACGACCCUGGUCAUAUGAAUACUUACAAGCUAAUCCUGAAAGGGAUAGAGUUUGUGAUUUUUCCAGAGUUCGUGUCAGGAACUGCUAAGAAUCUUAUAAAAAAGCUUUGUACACAAUCGUCUUCAGACAGGUUGGGUUGCCAGAAGUCCGGUAUUCAGGCCAUCAAAAGGCAUUUAUGGUUCGGUAGUUUGGACUGGAAUAAACUUAGUCACCUCGAAGUGGAACCCCCAUAUAGGCCAAAGUUAAUCGACAAUGUUGACACGAGGUACUUUGAGAAGUUUCCGGAUGACAAAGAUGUACCUCCAGAUGAUUUUUCUGAUUGGGACAAAGACUUAUAAAUAAAAUUUUAUUACUAUGUAAAGUUAUAAUGUGUUCUAAAUUAUAAUAGGAAAUCUAAACUCCUGAACACAAUUUUUGCAUCAUUUGUCUUAAAUUUGUGCUAAUUUAAGAUGUCGAUCUUAGACAGUCCUAUAAAUGCUCAAUGAUGUUGAGAUCAGAACUGUUAGGUGGCCAUGAAAAGUCUGCUUCAUCUACUUUCUAAUACUUUAGAACACUUAAGAAUGCAACAUAUACUUGAAAUGUUAUAGAUAUGAGAUCUGAAGCGGACUUUUAAGACGGUUAGUACAUUUAAAAAUCAUUAUUUUCCAAAUUAUUUUAAAAUAUCAUUGAUACCUAAAUGUUUUACAGGAGUUUAUAAAUUUCUAAAAUAGUUUUAAUUAGAGAAAUUUUUAAAUAAAAAUAGAAAUAUUGUGUAUAUUCAUAAGUAUUUAAGUUAUUCUUGUAAAUAAAUUAA
This is a messenger RNA of Diabrotica balteata, 2490 nucleotides long. NCBI's taxonomy places the organism in Eukaryota, Metazoa, Arthropoda, Insecta, Coleoptera, Chrysomelidae. The record is from the annotation of a GenBank genome assembly.